Molecule: messenger RNA, 579 nt
Organism: Cynara cardunculus var. scolymus (artichoke)
Lineage: Eukaryota; Viridiplantae; Streptophyta; Magnoliopsida; Asterales; Asteraceae
Product: ATP-dependent DNA helicase PIF4-like
Exons: 1
Coding region: 1-579 (192 amino acids)
Biological process (GO): telomere maintenance; DNA repair
Molecular function (GO): ATP hydrolysis activity; DNA helicase activity
Source: RefSeq, a predicted model, not a curated record
AUGAGGCACGUAGACGAGGAUUGUCCAGGAGUGUUCUUUAUAGAUGGUCCGGGUGGAACCGGGAAGACUUUUUUGUACAAAGCUUUGCUUGCCAACAUCCGUUCACGUGGUCUUAUUGCUCUCGCAACBRCUUCGUCGGGUGUUGCUGCCAAUAAUAUGCCUGGAGGGAGAACAGCUCACUCUAUAUUCAAAAUUCCUCUGAACCUUGAUAAUAACUCGAUGUGCAACAUAAGAAAACAGAGUGGGGCUGCUAAAUUGAUUCGAGAUGCAAAAAUAAUCAUAUGGGACGAAGUGUCGAUGGCAAAGAGUCAGGCGGUGGAGGCGCUCGAUCGAACAAUGCGAGACAUCAUAGGGGUGGCACUCCCAUUCGACAGAAAGAUAAUGGUUUUGGGGGGUGAUUUUAGACAAGUAUUACCGGUCGUGAGGUGUGGAACCCGAGCACAGAUUGUAGAUUCUAGCUUGCGGAUGUCACCUCUUUGGGCAACGAUUAAAAAGAUACAGCUAACGCUCAAUAUGAGAGCACGUACUGAUCCAUGGUUUUCGGAAUUUUUACUAAGAGUCGGUGAUGGAGAUGAAUAA